Molecule: messenger RNA, 2118 nt
Organism: Cynoglossus semilaevis (tongue sole)
Lineage: Eukaryota; Metazoa; Chordata; Actinopteri; Pleuronectiformes; Cynoglossidae
Gene: ik
Product: IK cytokine
Exons: 19
Coding region: 332-1987 (551 amino acids)
Source: RefSeq, a predicted model, not a curated record
AUUUAACGGAAGUGAUAUAAAGUUGUUGUUCGUGAGACUGAGGCUACGACAAACUAGAAAUGUAUAAAAUGUCUUAAAGGUUUCUCUUUCACACGUGCGAAUGCAAACGGAGUGACGGCGACAACCCCCUCAGAAAUUCGUUUAAAUUCUGCAAUAGUUAGUCGUCGCUAAGUCCUGUAGCUGGAAGGAACCUCCUCUUAGGGAGUAAGACGACAGAAAGGGAAGCAGUUAGCCGCCGCUUGCUGUUAUUAGCUAAAACUCAGUGUUUGAGUGACUCGACUCGAUACCUUGCCUUUUUCCUCUGGAGAUUCAAAAACGUACCACCGCAGUGAUGCCCGAGACGGAGUCCUACUCCAACCCUCUGGCUCCGGAAGGUCAUGAGGUGGACGAGCAUCGAGCUGCUGCCCAGUCCAAACUGACCAAUGAUGACUUUCGAAAGUUACUAAUGACACCACGGGCAACGCCCUCUUCAGCCCCACCGUCUAAAUCCAGGCACCAUGAAAUGCCAAGGGACUACAAUGAAGACGAGGACCCUGCCGCACGGAGGAGGAAGAAGAAGAGCUACUAUGCUAAGUUACGUCAACAGGAAAUGGAGCGAGAGAGAGAGUUGGCUGAAAAAUACAGGGACAGAGCAAGAGAGCGACGAGACGGUGUCAACAAGGACUACGAGGAGACGGAGCUCAUCAGUACCACAGCCAAUUACCGUGCUGUGGGACCCACUGCUGAAGCCGAUAAGUCUGCCGCUGAAAAGCGUCGUCAGUUGAUCCAGGAGUCAAAGUUCUUGGGUGGUGACAUGGAACACACUCACUUGGUGAAAGGUCUCGAUUUUGCUUUGCUUCAGAAGGUGAGAGCAGAGAUCACCAGCAAAGAAAAGGAAGAGGAAGAUCUGAUGGAGAAGGUCCAGAAAGAAGCCAAGAAGGACAUAGAACCAGAGGAGAAGAUGGAGUUCAAGACUCGUCUUGGCAGGAACAUCUACCGCGUGGUCUUCAGGUCCGGCCUGUUUGAGAGGAAUGAGCUUUUCCUGCCUGGACGGAUGGCUUACGUGGUCGACCUGGACGACGAGUUCACAGACACAGACAUCCCCACCACACUGAUCCGCAGCAAAGCCGACUGUCCCAGUAUGGAGGCUCAGACCACUCUGACCACCAACGACAUCGUCAUUUCCAAACUGACUCAGAUCCUGUCCUACCUCAGACAGGGGACACGGCACAAGAAGAUCAAGAAGAAGGACAAAGGUAAACUGGACGAUAAGCGAGCUCCUGAGGCUGAUCUGAGCAUCUUUGAUGACAUUGGUGACUACAUCCCGUCCAACACCACGUCAUCCAAACCUCCCAAAGACAAGGAGAGACACCGAGACCGAGACAGAGAGAGAGAGAGAGAGAGAGACAGAGAGAGAGAGAGAGACAGAGAGGAGGAGGUGAAGAACAGGAGGCACAGCUACUUUGAGAAACCACGAGGAGACGAGCUCCAGGCGCUGGAUGUGGACACAGCAGGUCCUGGAUCAGUCUGUGAUCAGAUCAAGAUGAUCAAUGAGAAGUUUGGAGCUACGGCAGCAGGAAGUCAGUGGAGUGACGAUCAACAACCUGCGUCUCAGAGACGAGAUGGUAAAGAACAGCUGGGAGAUUUCUUUGGAGGAUCAAACUCUUAUGCUGAGUGUUACCCUGCCACGAUGGACGACCUGGCCGUGGACAGUGAUGAGGAAGUGGACUACAGUAAGAUGGACCAGGGAAAUAAGAAAGGUCCUUUGGGUCGCUGGGACUUUGAUACUCAGGAAGAAUAUUCCGACUACAUGAACAACAAGGAAGCGCUGCCCAAGGCAGCCUUCCAGUAUGGGAUCAAAAUGUCUGAAGGUCGGAAAACCCGUCGUUUUAAAGAGACCAAUGAGAAAGCAGAACUGGACCGACAGUGGAAGAAGAUCAGUGCGAUCAUUGAGAAAAGGAAGAAGAUGGAGGCAGAUGGGGUGGAUGUGAAAAGACCCAAAUACUGAACACCUGUUCAUUCACUGCCUCUCCUCGUCCCCUCUCCUCGUCUCCUCGUCCCCUCUCCUCGUCCCCUCUCCUCGUCCCCUCUCCUUAUCCCUUCUCCUCGUCCCCUCUCCUUGUCUCCUCGUCCCCUCUC